AUGACGUUACGACACAGCUCCAGUUUUGCAGCCAUUUCCCUGACAGGAGUCAGAUGCACAGAGACUUCCAGUAGGAAGCCAGAAACAUCAGAGAACUUACAAAAGUCAAAAUCAUGGCCUUUGAGAACACAACUAGCUGAAAAAGUCAGUCCAAAGGCGUCCACAGCCGGCUCGAAACGGAGUAACCGUAGAAGUCCAGCUGAAUCGAUCAACACCACCAGAAGCAACGAUAGCAUUUUUGAAAGGACAAAUGGCUCACAGACAACAGCUCGAAAAACACUGACCAGAGCCACCACACCGCCUUCAACCAUCAGAGAACCCUUUGAGCCGGGAUGGUUAGGCAACACAAAGCUGGUCUAUAUCAUGGACGAAUUGAUCAACACAGAAGAGGCAUUUGUGACGUCGUUGCAAAUUCUCAGAGAUCACGUCAUUGAGCCUUAUCUCCAGAGAUGCAAGUUACGUGGAUGCCGUUGCUUUGCACUUGAGGUACUAGCACAGACUGCCUCGUAUAUUCUAGAGAUGCACAAGCUGUUGCUUCACUUGAGAGACCAGGAUUUCCUUGACAGAGUCACAUUUAAUCUUCGACACACCGAGACGUACGUGCGGUACUAUGUGAAUGCUGAUGCAUUUUCAUACCUUGUGUUGAAUGAAACCUCGAACUUCACCACUGAGUUCACCAAUUCUGUGCUCCACAAUCUUGAAAGCAAGAACAGUUCUGAAAACGCGGGCAAGCUUGACCUUUCGAUUCUUCUGUUGGUGCAAAAACCAAUGGCAAGAAUAGUGAAGUACCAGCUACUCAUUGCACUGCUUUCGAAGGCCAAUCCCGAGAACGAAAGCAUCAGACGGCUGCUCACAUGUGUCAGAAUGUCUCUUACGAAGAUCAACUGCAAGUUGGACAGAGUGGUUAACAGCACUGAAAGAACACAGUCACUUUCAGAGAUUGUGCGUUUUGAUCAGACAGCUGGCCAGUGUCCACUGUACUAUGGUCAAUUGAGAUUUGCAUCUGUUUCGUCAAUUGCCUGGCCAAAGUUCAAGAGAAGCUUGACUAUGCAGAAGACAGUGGCACUUCUCUUAUUCUUUGAAAGAAACUUGGUGAUCUGCGACUAUCGUUCUGGAAUGAGAAGAAAGACCCCACUCCUCGUUCUUCCGUACGACGCUUGCAGUAUUGUCAAGAAUCAUCAAGACUUUGAUGGUGGACUCACAUACCAUAGUCAACUGUGCAUCAAGCUUCGAUACCACUACCAAGAUUGCGAGUACGAGGCGAUCCUUGGCUUUCCCAACCUGGACGCCAGAGUCGAGGCACUUUCAUCGUUCCCAAAUGUGCCUCGGUCAAGCUUCAGUUAUGGAGUAGAGAGUUUCUUGCCUGAUACUGUUGCACCCAGCGAUAUCAAGAUUGAGUCAACUGGCGUGGCCCAAAGAAAAUACCAGCAAUGCUACUUUAGGAAGGUGAUCGAGUAUCAAGCAAGGGGGCCGCUGGAGAGAUUCUUCAAGUCAAGGACUAUGAGGAGACUACUUCGAAGCGAUUGA
Molecule: messenger RNA, 1527 nt
Organism: Candidozyma pseudohaemuli
Lineage: Eukaryota; Fungi; Ascomycota; Pichiomycetes; Serinales; Metschnikowiaceae
Exons: 1
Coding region: 1-1527 (508 amino acids)
Molecular function (GO): guanyl-nucleotide exchange factor activity
Source: RefSeq, a predicted model, not a curated record